Molecule: messenger RNA, 1415 nt
Organism: Bicyclus anynana (squinting bush brown)
Lineage: Eukaryota; Metazoa; Arthropoda; Insecta; Lepidoptera; Nymphalidae
Product: odorant receptor 2a-like
Exons: 5
Coding region: 180-1379 (399 amino acids)
Biological process (GO): detection of chemical stimulus involved in sensory perception of smell; sensory perception of smell
Cellular component (GO): plasma membrane
Molecular function (GO): olfactory receptor activity; odorant binding
Source: RefSeq, a predicted model, not a curated record
AUGAAAAUUUCUACAAACUAGAAAUCAUCGAAUGUUUAUGUGAUACAGCCUUUUAUUACAACUUUCAAUAAUAACUAGAUUGAUGUUGUGAUUCGAUUGUCAAUUGCACUCCACGACUCCCAUCAUUUAUCGAUGGUUUGCCACAAUACAACCAUUACUACGGAUUAGACGUUCCCAAGAUGGCUGCCAAGUCACAAUGGCCGUUGAAAUUCGAGGAGGUCACAAAAAGUUCUAGAAUAUUCAGUCGUUUUAACGGUUCUUGUCCAAACGUCGUAACGUUUAAUAAACUUUGGUGGAUUAAAAAUAUAUUUUGGCCCUCUUACUCUAUCUUCUGUUUUUACAUAUCGACAUAUACCGUCAUUUACUUUAAUUUCAAAAACAAAAGCUAUGCUGACGCCAUUAGAAACGGUACGAUGUCCAUCGUAGGUUUGACUGUGUCCUUGAAGCAUUUGCUGUUACUUCGUCACCGUGGAUCUAUUAAAGAAAUCAUCGAUAUUAUGGAAAGAGAUUAUGAAGCAGCCAAAGAUUUCUCUGACAACGAAAAGAAAACAGUUAUAAAAUACGCUCAACUUGGUACUGGUAUUUGUAAAUUCUGGGUAGUCGUCGCUAUUAUCACCAGUAUGUUGUUUCCAGUUAAGGCGAUUGUAUUGAUGGCUUACUACCUUUUUAAAGGGGAAUUUCAACUGGUGCCUUUGAUGGAUUUGAGUUACCCAUUCAUAGAUGAAUAUAAAAAUAUUCCAAUAAUGUUUUGCAUACUCUUUUUCUCUUGCUUCUGUUUUGCAAUGUAUGCAGCAACGAUGUACAUUGCCUUCGAUCCUCUCGUGCCAGUCAUUAUAGCCCACAUUUGCGGGCAGAUGGAAUUAAUUAGCAAUAGAUUAUUAAACAUCUUUUCGGCAGCGAAAAAUAUGGAAGACAUACAUCAAAAUCUAAAGGAAAUCAAUAUGAAACUUAUGGAAAUUUACAGUAUUAUCGAAACUUUGCAGAAAAAUUUUGUGGUUCUGUAUGAGUUUGUCAUGAAAACAACUACUUUCCUGAUCUCCUUCAGUGCCUUUCAAAUAGUAGAGGGUGCGAAGCAUAAUGGAGUGUCAGUGGAGUUUGUGUCGUUCUUCUUCGGCGCAAUUUUACACUUUUACAGCCCUUGCUACUUCAGUAAUCUUUUGAUGGAUAAGAGUGAAGGAUUGCGGCAAGCGAUAUACUCUUGUGGCUGGGAGAUGAUUCCUAACACCAGAAUCAGAAAGACCAUCUUAUUGAUGCUUACCAGAACAACCAAGUCGUUGGUCAUCAGGACUGUGUUCGUGCCUAUUUGUUUGGACACAUUCGCAGAGAUGGCGCGUCAAGCUUAUGGAAUCUACAACCUAAUGAAUGCUGCUUGGGGAUAGUGCACCGUAUCUAGUCUGCAUCUACCUUUAUUUUAU